AUGCAGCUGCCGGCCACCCUGCGCGCCCGCCUGUCCGAGGGCCCCGGGGCGGCCGAGCCGCUGCCGGUAGUGCGGGUCCCUGCGGCUGGGGCCGCGCCCUUUCGCUUCGUGGCUCGCCGGGUCCGCUUUCCGCGGGAGCACGAAUUCUUCGAGGACGGGGACGUGCAGCGGCACCUUUACCUACGGGACGUACUCACACAGGUGGCCGAGGCACCUGAGAGGCCCAGGGUGCCCGAAUUCCCCUGCCAGGUGGCAGGCUGCUGCCAGGUGUUCGACAGCCUGGAGAGUUACGAGCACCAUUACCACGCGCUACACCGGAGCGUCUGCUCCAUCUGCAAGCGGGCCUUCCCCUCGGGCCAGCUGCUAGACCGGCAUCUUCUCGAGUGGCAUGACACCUUCUUUCAGGUCCUGGCUGAGAAGCAGAACAUGUACCAGUGUUUGGUGGAAGGCUGCGAGGAGAAAUUCAGAACCAGCCAGGCUCGGAAGGAGCACAUGGUGAGGCGUCACCUGUACCCUGCGGAUUUCCGGUUUGAUAAGCCCAAGAAGAGCCGAGGAGUUCCUGCCACCAUCUGUUUCGGUCAGGGUGCGUCGCGAGGAUUUAAAAGCACCAAGAAGAGAGGCAAACACCACUGA
This is a messenger RNA of Chrysochloris asiatica (Cape golden mole), 633 nucleotides long. It is a transcript of the gene ZNF511, whose product is annotated as zinc finger protein 511. The transcript is spliced from 5 exons. Bases 1 to 633 code for a protein of 210 amino acids. Lineage: Eukaryota; Metazoa; Chordata; Mammalia; Afrosoricida; Chrysochloridae. The record is from RefSeq and is a predicted model, not a curated record.